This is a messenger RNA of Mobula hypostoma (lesser devil ray), 3245 nucleotides long. RefSeq names its product RING finger protein 224-like. The coding region runs from base 442 to 951 and encodes 169 amino acids. The record is from RefSeq and is a predicted model, not a curated record. The transcript has 2 exons. Lineage: Eukaryota; Metazoa; Chordata; Chondrichthyes; Myliobatiformes; Myliobatidae.
AUAGAUGAAUGCACUCCUGCUGGCAAGCUGGAUCAGAAUCAUUGCUUUCUAACUAGAGCAUUAGUUUAUAAACUGCGAUAUGAUCACAUUUCGAAGAGUGUUUCUCCGAUAAUGCUCACGAUUGGAACUAACUUCUACUUUGCCAUGGUUAUAACAGGAUUUACAGAUUGAGAGGUUCCACUUUGGUACUAGAACCAUGAAUGCUGAGUGCCACGUUCCAAGGGCUGAAUUAUUACAAAAUAUUAGUUUCUUGGAUCACACAUAAUGGCAAAUGCUGGUGACUACUUCUAAUGUGCGACCGUGAAGUUUGUCUGCAAGCCUUGACUGUUGCAAUUACACCGAGAGUAAAACUGUACAGCCGGCAGCCGUAUAGUCCAUGUGAAUUGCAUCUUGUGAUGAGCCACACAACAGUAACAAGCGUUGAAGAUAAGGUGCAAAGGAAUGUUCUGUAGGAAGGAUCUAGCUGAGGCUACCCACCAUAAGGAUACGAGUCACACCACGGACGGGGAUUUAUCAGGCUGUAUUCCAACUCACCAUAAGAAUCCCGAAUGCAUUAUCUGCUACUCUAUCUAUAACCUAACUGACAGGUUGCCUCGGAAGCUUUAUUGCGGGCAUACCUUCUGCCAGGCCUGCCUGCAGAGACUAGAUACCAUGUUAAAUGGGCAGAAAUGGAUCCCAUGCCCUCAGUGCCGUCAGAAUACCCCAUGCCCUCGUGGUGGUGUCGUCAUGCUUGAACUAGACUUGGGCAUUUUUUUGGUUCUUAAAGCAGAAACAGAGUCGGUAAAAACAGCAUUGAGACCUGACACGGAUUUACAACAUAAAUCCAAAGGGCAGUUCGGCUCACAGAUUAUCACUGAGCAGCCUGCAGCUCUAUGUCAAGACACCCCACAAGAACCUCACUUUUCCAGAAGUCCCUGCUGUACUUGGUGUGCGGGCUGCUGCUGUGGCUAACGUGUUUGCUCGUGAGAAUACGGUAAUCGAUGGACGUGAACAGAGGAAACCAACAUAACUUCGGAUGGUCACCACAAUGCAUCACUGAAAGCUACACAUCACACUGUCCCUUAUCUGACGUCAAUACAAAUGGAUAUCCAGAAGCAUUAUAAAUGGACAGUGUGCCACAAAGGGGACUCCACGUACUAGAUUGUGUGUUAUAAGGGGAUUUGGGUGAGCGUAACAGUGUGUUACACUGGCACCUGUCAUUAUUGCUAAGUAAUGGACAGUAUAACAAUAUUGAAUUGCACUGGUUUUUGAAAACAAUAUAGUAAAAAAAAACAAUUAAUGUAAACUAAUGCAAACUUCAUUAUACUCUUCAACAUGAUGGGUAUUUUUCUCAGUGUGUGAUUCUCUCUGGGAGUGUCAAUUGGAGGGAGAAUUUCUACUUUGGGAGUAUCAAUUGUACUUGGAUUCCUCCACUGGAAACGUGAUUUGGAGUGUGGUUCUGUACAGAGUACACUUCACCUUUAGAAAUCUCGUGAGUAAGGCACAUGAAUAUGUGGAAGAGCAUACCCCAGCAAUAACAAAGACGAUCACGAUGUGAGCGUCACUGUCAAUAAGAAUGGUGCCAUAGCAGUCAAAUGAUUAGUGGUGUUUGAAUGGUGGAAUUUGGGACCCUAACGAAGAUAUGAUUGGGAAGUCACUGCAAAGAAGAGGUGAUAGGUUCACUAUAUUAGUAUCAAGAUAGGAACAGUGCUAGGGACUGUUAUAGUGCUGAAAGAAAGCAGUGAUGGAUUGGUUGAGGGAAAGAAUCUGAUCUGGUAUGCCAAUGUGCUAGAUGUCUGAUUCAAGCUUUAGACUGUGCAGGAUCAAAAGUCUUCAGGUAUUUGUGGGAGCUUCAAGAGUUUGGGAUCAAGUUCCCAAAAAUCUUGACUCAAGUAAAUCUUGAUGUUGGAUGGGUAGUUGAAAAUGCUGGUAAGAGCCGUGGAGUUGGUGGAUAAUUUCAAACACAGGUGAUGAGAUGGCUUUACAACCUUUAACCAUUAGAGUCGUAGAGUUGUACAGUACAGAAAUUGGAUGGUGUGCACACCCAGCAACCCAGCAGGGGUGCAGAGAGAGGUCAGAAAGCUGCGAAGUGGGAGUUGGCUAUACAAUCUGAUCCUGUGUGGAACAGACUUGAUAUUGUUGAUGGGCAAUUUGUGCAAAAUUGCAGGUUAGAGUGGGCCUCAGAUGCAAGAUAUUUAAAUAAUCACACUAAAUUUUCAGUCCUCCCAGCACCAGUAGAUACUCUGACAUCCCCAUAGUUUUAUAUUUCUCCAGAUAGACUGUAUGUUUGCUUUACCACAUUUAUAUUCACUACUUUUGCUAAACCAAUUUUCUCCAUUGACAUAUUCUUCAUAAUUUAAAACACUUUAAUCUUAAUUUCCUGCGACAACCUGAUAAAUGAGCACCUUUGUCUGGAAUCCUUUUACUGUCUAGUAAUCAUUAAUAAAUCACUGAUAUUGUGCUAAUGUAUAUAAAUAACAAAACUUCAAGUUUGCAGGACUAAAAUGAAAUGGAAUUCAGAUUCAGAAUUACUUAUCACAUGUAUGUCAAAACACAUAGUGAGAUUGGCCAUUUGCGUUAACAACCAACACAACCUCGUGUUGUACUGGGGGCAGCCUUCAAGCAUUGCCACAUAUUCCGGUGCCAACACGGCAUGCAAACAAUGCUUGGAAGAACAAUACAGACCACAGCACAAAAGAAAGAAAUAAGCAACAAAACAAGUCCCUUUCUUCCUUCCCAGCCACCUACCUACAUGGAUUGUCCUCCAGCUCCAGGACUAGCCUUCAGCCUGCAGACUCCACGGUUUAUCCUAUAUUUGUCCUGUACCUUGGUAUAAUAUUUAUUAGUCCAGUAACCUUGUUCAGAUUAAGAAUGUGGUCUCCAAUCCUACUGUGCAUUUUUGCAUGAGAUCCAGGAAUAAUAUGUCACAAAUUUUUGACAUAUAGUUACCUUGUGCGUUUUGUCCCACAGAGUCUGUAUUUCUUUUCACAUCAAAGACAUCCACUCAGCACUCCACACUCCACACAGAGGUCUAGAUCACUUUAGAAUUCCCACCCUACUGCGGCAAUUGCAGAUGUCAACUCGUAAGUUGGCUUUAAUUUUGAAAUGUCAGCCAAGUAACAUACGCUUACCUGCUCUAAGGAAGGCAGUGGGCAGUAUCAGAGGUGGCACAGAAUCCUGGGAAGAACCUCCAUCUCCACAGCUAGACAGGACUACAACCUUGGCCUUCAGGUUCAACUCAAGGAUCUCAGGAAUGGUCAGUAAAU